GAACUCUAAAACGUUCCAAAUCGUUCGGCGGAAGGAGGGAAGGAAGAAGAAAGCAUCAGAACAAGAGUCCAAGAAGACAUUGGAAUUCCUCCGGUCGUAAGUCGCGAAGAAGGGAAUCUUCAUCUUCUCGAGAUCGGGAGAUUCUCUUUUGUGAUUUAGGUUGAAGGAAACCUAGGAGUUGAAGAUCUCGGAGAGAUCCGAUUCUCCUGAUCUGCAUUUCCAUGGCACUUCGGAGUUCGAAGCUGUUUUUCGUCUUGUUCGCUCUUUCAUGGGCAGUCACCGUUCUUGCUGGGAAGAGCUACUACGAUAUGCUGCAAGUGCCGAGAGGUGCAUCUGAUGAACAGAUCAAAAGAGCUUACAGGAAGCUCGCAUUGAAGUAUCAUCCCGAUAAGAAUCAAGGAAACGAGGAAGCAAACCGUAAAUUCGCGGAGAUCAACAAUGCUUAUGAGGUACUAUCGGAUGGUGAGAAGAGGGAAAUAUACGACAAGUAUGGAGAAGAGGGGCUUAAACAGUUCGCUGCUAAUGGAGGCAGGGGUGGGGGAAUGGGUGGUAUCAACAUCCAGGACAUAUUUGGCCAGUUUUUUGGGGGAGGUUCGAUGGAGGAAGAAGAGAAGAUUGUUAAAGGUGAUGAUGUGAUUGUUGAACUUGACGCUUCUCUUGAAGAUCUGUACAUGGGAGGCUCUGUAAAGGUUUGGAGAGAGAAAAACGUCCUAAAACCAGCACCAGGAAAGAGAAAGUGUAACUGCAGGAAUGAGGUCUAUCAUAGACAAAUCGGUCCUGGAAUGUUCCAACAGAUGACAGAGCAGGUCUGUGAGCAAUGCCCGAAUGUCAAGCAUGAACGGGAGGGAAACUUUGUUACCGUCGAUAUCGAGAAAGGAAUGCAAGAUGGACAAGAAGUAGUGUUCUACGAAGAUGGUGAGCCUAUAAUAGACGGUGAACCUGGUGACCUUAAGUUCCGUAUCCGCACAGAACCUCACAGCCGGUUCCGAAGGGAUGGCAACGAUCUGCACAUGACUGUGGACAUAUCCCUGGUGGAAGCUCUCGUCGGAUUCCAGAAGACCAUCAAACAUCUCGACGAUCAUGACGUCGACAUCAGUUCAAAGGGUAUAACAAAGCCGAAAGAGGUAAGGAAGAUAAAGGGAGAAGGAAUGCCAGUUUACUACAGCACGAAGAAAGGAGACAUGUAUGUGACCUUCGAGGUUACAUUCCCGUCUUCUCUUACUGAUGAUCAGAGGAAGAAGAUCAAGGAAGUCCUCUCCUAAACAACAGCGACUUUCCAUUUUCUUACAUUCUCGGGUUUUUUUUUUUUUUUUUUUUUUGAAGGAUCAGAAUAUGUAUUGUCCCCUCUGUAAUAGUUUUAGGCAAAUUAUGUAGGAAGAAAUAUGUGCUACCAUACCAUGUACUGUACACAUUUUUUUUUUCCAAUUUCGAGUACUAUAUAUUCUUCCA
Tarenaya hassleriana is the source of this 1449-nucleotide messenger RNA. Its product is annotated as dnaJ protein ERDJ3B-like. The transcript is spliced from 10 exons. Gene Ontology annotation, biological process: protein folding. Lineage: Eukaryota; Viridiplantae; Streptophyta; Magnoliopsida; Brassicales; Cleomaceae. The coding region runs from base 222 to 1262 and encodes 346 amino acids. The record is from RefSeq and is a predicted model, not a curated record.